AUACAAAAAAGUUUUUUUUGUAUGGACAAUAGACCACGAGGGGGGGGGGGAUACCCAAAAAAGUGUCCACGUGGUUUAUGGAUGGUCCCUUGGUGCAGUAACAGCGAUCGUUAACCAAUCCGAAAACUAUGAUGUUCUUUCGAGAAAUUAAAUCACCAAUUCGGAACGAACAACCUUGUCUACUUUCUGUCAAACAUAUGUAAUACACACAUUCUAAGUUCAAAUUUCUCCAUCAAUCGAGAUUCAAGCACAAUGCUCUAGCUGUUUGGAAAUUUCUUUCACUUGACUGCAAACGUUUUGCGAAUAAACUUUUUUUUCAUUUUUUCAUGAUUAGAGCACAAUGGCAAAUUAAGUAAAAUGCCACACUCAAGUUUUAUUUGAUCAUUUCAACACGGGAACAUCAUUAUAUCACAACAGAGAAAUCGAGAGAAUAAGAUUGAUACUUUCUCUAGAACAUGAGAGGAGAGAAGCUGUUUACAGUGUGGCUAGUGUGUGGCCAAGAAUUGAAAAUACAAUCGUGCUCUAUUUCUGUACACAUAAAGUAUGCCUUAGAACCCUACUUUCCACUUGUAUGAACAUUCAAAUAAAACAAUAACUAUUUACACAUCGUCAAAUUAAAUAUCACCCGAGAAUAACUAUGUCCAUAAAAAUAAUGCCAUGUUUGCCAUGCCAUGUAAAACAGAAACUAGUACAGGCAUUGGCACCACUGUUGGAUUCUCGCAAAUCUCACUAGUAAGGCUGGCUUAUGUACACAAAAUUCUGGGUUUUCAUUCCACCGUCAGUCCCGUGUGAGAGAUAAACAUUCUCUCACUAGCUAAGCAAAAAGGUAUAAAAACUUUUUGGGCAAAUUUAUUUUAAAGGUUUAAACAACAAGUGAUACCACAUUUUUCACAAUUGAAAUGAAGAAAAUGAAUUCUAGUGCAAAGCUGUGUAUAAAAUUGAUGACGGUGCUGGUGUCAGUGAUAUAUUAGUUAAACACAUCAAUACAAAGAGAACACAUUCGGAAGGAAAAGUUAUUAUUACAACAAACAACUACUCGUGAUUCACAAAUGUCAGCUAAAUUUCUGAUACGCUUAACCUGUUUCGAAUGAAAAUGUUAAUCUCAAAACAAAUAUGCAGUGGAGCUUGAUUGACAAUCAAUAUGAACCACCGUAAUACACUCAUCAGUGCAAAUAUUCAGUUUUAUUCAACAGAAUAAUGAAUAAUGGAACCGAACCUGGCAAUUCAAGCUGUUGCACGUCCAAAAACACCUAUUUACCAAAGGUUUACCGCUGCCCUGCAGAGUGAUCCAAGAUGCUCACAAGAGGUGGCACUCGGACGGAGGAUAGGACUUUAUCGGUUUUGUGGAGACAUCGGAAGAGGUAAUUUUUCACGUGUCAAACUUGCCGUUCAUCAAUUAACCAAAGAUAAAGUUGCAAUUAAAGUAGUUGAUACCAGUCGCUUAGAUGCUAAAGCGCUUCGAAUGCUUUCAAGGGAAGUUACAACGCUAGAAUCAGUAUUUCACCCUUUUAUACUCAGACUAUUCGAAGUUAUUGAAACUCUCGGAAAGAUACAUCUUAUAAGUGAGUGGGUACAGGGUGGAGAACUAUAUAACAGAAUUGCUGAAGAAGGACCGUUGGAAGAGUAUCAUGCUGCAGUAAUAUUCCAUCAAUUAUUACUGGCUGUGAAACAUCUACAUAAUUUGGGAUAUGUUCACCGUGAUAUAAAGGCAGAAAAUGUCCUUAUGGUUAGCGAUGAUCGAGUCAAAUUAGCUGAUUUUGGUUUCAGUACUCAGCUCAUCAACGGUCCAUGGCAACAUUUGGAUACAUUCUGUGGUUCACCACCAUAUGCCGCUCCCGAGCUGUUUAGUGACGACCAUUACAUAGGUGGUCCAGUUGACAUCUGGGCAUUAGGUGUUUUGGUAUAUUUUAUGCUUCACGCAAAAAUGCCAUUUAAAGCGUCAACUGUGCCGUUACUCCGAACAGCCGUUCUAAGAGGAGAGUUUGAAAUUUCUUCUACCUUAAGCCUUCCUUGCUGUAGAGUAAUACAACGCAUCUUAGUAAUGGCACCUUCCCGUCGACCAACAAUCGAACAGCUACUGAAAUGCCAAUGGUUUGAGUAUGCAGAAACAUUCAAAAAUGUUACCAAUAGAAAAACAGAUUCAAGUAUGAAUCCCAAAAUGUUAAACGAGGAUGAUAAUACAAGUGAAGUUCCUAAGACGCGUAGAAAGUAUUUUUGGAUUUUUUCUACUAGAGGCCAACGUCGACAAUAUUCUCCAGCUAAAUCAUCCAGUCGCAGAAAUAAUAGUGCUGCCAAUCAAAAUGAAACAAAUGAACCAUCGUUACGCACUAUUAAAUGUUGCACCAAACGCGCAGGUAGUGUUUUAGAAGACAACUUUUUACAUCCAAUAGAGAUAGAAUUAUCUUGCACAAACCACCUUAAAAAAUCAUGUUUUUCCAAUGAUAACUCGAAUAAUAAUACCUAUAGCCAAAAAGACAGCAAUAGAAAUCGUAGGUUUUCCAUUAGUCGUUUAGUAAAAAAGAGAAUUAGUCCACUAGAUUUUGCAAACAAACAAGAAAACAGUGAUGAAACAUCGACCGGAGAUUUCAGAGACCACCUGCAACGAAUAAUUGAUGAAGAACAUGGAAAACAUGUCAUGUAUCCUACCGCUACGCUUAAUAUAAUGCAUCCUCUUGAACAUGAAACUCGCAAAAUAUUAGAAAGUCUUGGAAUAACUUCAGAAAUGAUUGACAAAUCAGUCAUUAACGGUCCACGCAGUGAUAUUAUAGGAAUAUAUCGAAUAAUGAUCCACAGGCUACAGCGAGAACAGACAGUUUUCAAAAAUACAAAUGGAGGAUUAAAUAUUGAUCAAAAAUUUGACUAUCAAAGGAAAAAAGGUGCACACCGAUCAUCAAGUGCAGUUCAAGGAAAAGAUAAUUGGCAAGAAAAGGGAAAUAAUAAUCAUUUAACGUGUGCCAUACUUUGAACAAACACAAUGAUGAACAAAUAAAAUUAUGUAAAUCAGCAGCUAAUGUAUCGUUAUAUGAGAUGACAUUUUCAAACUUGCUACGCUACAGAAACCUUUUUUUAUAUUGAAAAUUUCUUGAAAACGAUAAACGGCGUCACUUUAUGCUGUUGCAAGUUUGACCGAGUCACGUAGCCACGAGCGUUAACGCUUCCGCCUCGUAAAACCCGGCUCGGACCAACACAACUGGUGAUCUUUUCCCUUCUGGCUUCGAUUGCUUAGUACAGGGAAGGUAGUUUAUCGUCACAAACUGGACCUUAUCAGGCGAAUAUAUUCCUGAGGUCAAUUUAAUGAUUACGAGAUACUUACAACCUUUUCUAAGGUCGAGUGCAACUGGCUCCAUAUACUCAAAAAUGAUAUGGUGUAGUACCUGAAAAUGUCCUGUUUUGAGUUGGAAUUACUCUCUGGGCAAUUAAUGUCUCAAACAACGUAGUCGAUACCAAUUUAACAUCUUGUUUUCAACCGAUCUUGUAGAGAUUUUUUAUAUUCAGUAGAUAUACGCAGUGUUAAAAUAAAACAAGACUUAAAAACACAUGUUGUUUAUUUCUGUAAUACAUGAAAGUAUGCUUACUAUUGAUCGCCUGUGUUUUAUAAUUCGUUCUUCUGUAGUCUCAAACCAAUUGUUUAUUGUAACUUACUAUUAUGUAUUGUAAUUUGUAAUUUUGUUGGGAAUAUAACAAAUCUACUACACAGACAUGGAAACUUAAAUGUAUGGAUGUUCUGUUGAAUUGAAAAAAGCUGACGGGAAAUGCACUCUGUGGUUUAAAUUUGGCCAUUUUUGCAACCGUAUGCCGCUGCAAUAAACCAGUAAAGCAUUCAUGUUUGGGAUCUUGUACCGUAUAUUAUUGCAUAUUUAAUCACUACAAAUGGCCAGGUAUAUUUGCUUUGAUUAUGUUUAUUUUUGUUUGCAAAUGAAAUGUUGUAUGACUUGUUUAUGCUAUCAGUUACUUUACACAUUUUAUAUUUAGAUGUAAAUAAAGAACUAAAAUAAAUAGAGAAGCUUGAUGGACUCUCCCAUAAGGAGCACUUCAAUAAAAUAAAUUAAUCAUAGUAGUUUCAAAGAUUCCUAAUUAGACUUUUUAUUUGACGCUCAAAAUUCUCUAUCGUUAUGAGCUAAUACAUGUUUUGCAGAUAUUUAUGCUAACACUUACCAAAAUGUGUGAAUGCAUUACAAUAAACACGGUACCGUCAGAUUGAUUUUUGUAUGAAUUGCUUGACCGUUGCAACGUAUUUAUAACCACGUGAUUAAACAGAUUAAGUGGAAGUAAGCAA
Messenger RNA from Culex pipiens pallens (northern house mosquito), 4276 nucleotides. Its product is annotated as serine/threonine-protein kinase NIM1-like. Gene Ontology annotation, biological process: protein phosphorylation; intracellular signal transduction; microtubule cytoskeleton organization. The transcript is spliced from 9 exons. Gene Ontology annotation, molecular function: ATP binding; protein serine/threonine kinase activity; tau-protein kinase activity. Bases 1205 to 2965 code for a protein of 586 amino acids. Gene Ontology annotation, cellular component: cytoplasm. Lineage: Eukaryota; Metazoa; Arthropoda; Insecta; Diptera; Culicidae. The record is from RefSeq and is a predicted model, not a curated record.